This is a messenger RNA of Mizuhopecten yessoensis (Yesso scallop), 1425 nucleotides long. RefSeq names its product caskin-2-like. Lineage: Eukaryota; Metazoa; Mollusca; Bivalvia; Pectinida; Pectinidae. The coding region runs from base 397 to 1425 and encodes 342 amino acids. The record is from RefSeq and is a predicted model, not a curated record. The transcript is spliced from 9 exons. Gene Ontology annotation, molecular function: protein binding.
CCAGGUGUGUGUGUAAAAUAACAACAGACCGGAAUAUAUACAGACCUUGAAAAAGUGUACGUGGAUCGAGUAAAACAGUGAAUGGAUUAACACAUACUUGCAGGAUUCAAAUCGUUAUGUACAGUUAGAUUGUUUUUACAAUUUACUUGUAAUGUUGUUUCUCGAGAUCGCGUGUUCCCAGUCAUCGUACGUCAUGCUUGAGUCACAGAUUUGCGCCUAAGCAGGGUCAAUGCUAUUUAGAGACAGAGCCACGUUUUGUUUACAUUCGAUCGCUGUGCUUCUUCGGUUCGUGCAUGGCAUUUUUAGAACGGGUUAAAUGUUUAAAUAUUUGCGUUUAGACAUCGGUGGAUAUUACUGAAAGAAAUAAAUAAAUUUGGAAGGAAAACAUCGCCGAAAAUGGGGAAAGACCAUGAUAUUAUCCAGGCAGUGAAAGACAGAGAUUCGCAUGGUCUCCAGAAGAUUCUUAACAAACUCGGGAAACAGUCUAAAAACAAACUUUUGGGAUCCAGUAAGAAAGGUGGCAUUAACUACCAGGACAGUGAUGGCAUGUCCGCUCUGCACCAAGCGGCUCUGGUUGGAAACCUGGACAUGAUGCAGCUGCUGCUGGAGAAUGGGUCAUCAGUCAGUAUCCAAGACAACAAAGGAAUGCUGGCCCUUCACUAUGCCGCCUGGCAGGGCAAGUCGGAGCCGGUACACAUGUUGCUACAAUGGCAGUCCCCAACCAAUGAGCUAGCUAAGGAAGGCGAGACGCCGAUUCACCUUGCCUGUCAACAUGGACACUUUGAUGUGGUAAACUUGUUACUUUUGCACCAUGCUAACCCUACUGUUGUAAACAAGGAAUGGAAGACUCCGUUAGACCUGGCCUGUGAGUUCGGACGAUAUCGGGUUGUAGAUCUACUUCUCAGGAGCAAUCUGUGCGCCGGCCUUCUCGCGGAGUCGCCAAGCGAUAUGAUCGACAACAAUCGUACCACCUGUUUACAUCUGGCCGCGAAAAACGGCCAUAUAGAAAUCAUCAGGUUACUACUGCAAGCAGGGGUCAAUAUCAACCGGUCCACGCUGCGGGGGACGUGUCUACACGAGGCGGCGCUGUGUGGCAAAACGGAGGUCGUCAGAUUACUGCUUGAUUGUGGUGUUGAUGUAAACAAGUCCAACUCGUACGACCAGACAGCGCUGGACAUCGUGACGACCUACACUACGACACGUGCUGCUCGGGACCUGAAACAGCUGCUCAAAGAAUUACUCAAAGAAAAUUACAAAACAAAUCUACAGAAAAAACGGGGAGUGGGAGAUCCAACAUCCGUGCAAAGAGUUCAGUGGAGUUCUGUGUUACCCAGCAGAGGGUUUCACAAGGACUACAUGGGUCCGGCCAUGGUAGUAGAGUUAUCAAUAGGUAAAGAUGACCAUUACAGUGCUGUGCUGGGUUGA